ACAGGGACAAGGACGGGGACGGGGGCUGAGCGUCGCCAGCGCAGGGUCCGUGCCGCUGCCGGGACGGUGUGAAGACAGGGCACAGAAAUGGGGGCAAAAGAGGCGUUUGUGGGCCAUGAGAGGCAGCAGGACCCCGAGGUACCCUGCAGCGUCUCCGUGUCACCGAAGCCUCCUCUGGACACCGAGCGGAGGGGCUGGGAAACCUGUGCUGUGCUCCUGGUGCGUGAGAGGCCCUCGGGUGGGUCACACAGCUCGCCCAGUAAAACACAAAUGGCUCCAGCUAACCAUGGGCACCCACAGGGCUCCGCCAAGGCUGCGUCCACCCGGCCGCACACCGGGGGCAGCCGGUGAGCCGGGAACGAGCCUCGGGGUGCUCGCACGUGCGUGUCCGUCUGGAGACAAAAGCAGGGCUGAAGCAGUGCCGGCCGCCUCCGAGAGCCCUCCGGCCACCUUCCCGGCCCCCCAGCCCAGCUGCAGGAGCUUGCAGGAGCGGGGGGAAGUUGCUCCAGCCCCCCCCCCAGCCACCCACCCACCCCCUCUCCCAAGGAAAGGUAAGGAAAAGAAAGCAGACGAUGCUCUCCACUUGCUCCUGCACCUUUUUGGCAGGCCGGGCUGGCUGUGGGGGGGUUGGUUUGGGGCGGGGGUGCGGGCUGCUGCUUCGCCAGGCGGUGCACAAUCCCGGCACAAAGCCGCUCUGUCGACAGAUCCCUGUCACAAUAUUUUUCCGCAGGCGACAAGCCCACACUUGGCAAAGCUGCUGCUUCCCUACGUCGUCCCUUUCUCAGCUGGUUGGGGAGCCCCUGACCGUGUACCCCCCCCUUCCCCUGGCUCCCCAAAACAAUGCCCCCCCGUCGAUGGGGCUGUCCUCUCGCUGCAGGCAGGGGGCAAGGGAAGGGGGCUGGAUGGUGGUGCUGCAGUGCUGGGGGUGACAGUCUUAUCCCCUCCUGCGCAGAAGGGGGGAGAUGACACGCUGCUUUGGGGGCAGAGGGGACCGAGCCCAUCCCAGUGACCUCAGUGGCUUGGGGGGGCCCUCUGCUCCCCCCACGUGAAGGCUUGCAGCACCAGGGGCUGGUGUGCGUGCUCGGCCGGGCAGCUCUGUGCUGGGACGAGGAGGAGGAUGGAGCAGGGCUGCUCCUUGGCCAUGUCUGCAUCCCCUGCCCGGCGCUGGCAGCCUGUCCCCGUGGCUCCCCUCUGACUCGGCCGGCUUCGUCAGAAGGAGCAAGGGGGGCUUGAAAAGUUUGCUUGCAGGUGAGGUGCGAUGGUAACACCCAAAAUUUGCCCCGCCGCCCUCCCCCUUGCCCCUGCUGACUGGAGGGGUAACAGCCCCUGCUUUUGGAGGUGCUCCCAGAGCAGGGAUGCGAGUGACAGCUCCAGGAACCCAAAUCCAGCCCCAGAACCUGGGGCAAGACCUACGGGCCAGCCCCUGCUAGAGGGACAAUCCGCACCCCCUGAAAUCCGUCCCCGGGGAGGUGAGGACAGCCUCGGGGUGCCCUUUGGGGCCAGACCAGCCUCUCCCACGGGGGCAGAAAUCUGCUCCAGCUGGGAGCGAAGGUGCAGGGGGGGCAGCAGCAGCAGUUUUGCUGUUUUUUUCAGGGCAGGCAGGGAGUCGAGCACUUGUGUUUUGAGGCUGGAGAGGGCAGGGCGAUGCCCGGAGCUGGGAAAGGCUCCCGCACGGACAGCACCGCUCGCGUUCUCAGGGUGCAUCCUGGAAGCAAUCGUGGUCCUCCCUCAAGCUUCGGCCCUGAGCCUGAUACCACUGCUGUUCAGAUCCCAAAAAGCUCUGGAAGUGCAGGGGUUUGGUCAUUUUGGCUCUGCAGGCGGGUGGGGUGUUGCUUUCCCAGUGUGGCUGCCGGGAACCUUCCCGAGGUGCUGCUGGGGUUCCCCCACCGCAGCGCUGGGGCCGGGCUGGGGUGCAACAGGCGCUCCCGUGCACGUCUCCGCAAAGCACGCCGACUGUACCCCGCCUGGCGAGCCACUGGAUGUCAGUGUUGAUUGAUACAAAUGAAGCCGAAGGAAUAUCUGUUUUUUUGUUGUUUUUUUUUUCACCCGGUUGCACAACAACAGGCACCCUCCGAGCGGGAUGGAUUUCGGUGGGAUCUGGUGGUGACUUUGCCGGGGUGUGAGCGGAGCUGCUCCCAAAACCCUGCUCCCAAAACCCUGCUCCCAAAAUCCCCUUUGGGGAGAGGCACGGGCUGAGAGCUCAGCACCGAGGCUCGCUGGUCCCCGUGUGGCUGUGGUACCGGCAUGAGAUGUCUGCGGGGAAUUACCAGGAGGGUUCCUUCUCCCCGUCAGAUAAUGUGGGGUGGGGUGGGGGGGAAGCAAGAAGGAGGAAAAGUCUGGGGUUUGUUGUGGCAUGGGAUGAAAGCACAGCUCUGCCAAAUGGCAGAGGGCUUUCUGGCCAGCUGGGGCCAAGGGGACGUUUUCUGCCUGUUUAGGAGACCGACACUGAGGAUGGGGUGAGAGCGAGAUCCCCAAGGGGACAGCUGGCCUGUGCUCGGCUUCCCGAGCAGACGCUGGCACAAGUGGCUGCGUUCUCACCUCUCCCCACUCCCUCCUCACCCUCAGUCACCUUUUGGACACCAGUGCCCAGGCGAGGUCGUGUUGUGGGUUUUAUCCCAGCAGCUGCAGGCAGCUCCAGGUCUGCUGUGGGUGCUGGGGACCCUGUGGUCCCUUUCUGGGUGGUGGCACUGCCGGGACCCCGGCGCUCUUUUGGGGGCCGGGCUACCUGCAUGCAGCAGUCAUGGUUUUCUUCUCUCCUCAAUGCAUGAAAACACACCUUAGAAGAGCAUUUUUCUGCCUCUGCCUUUAGUACACCUGCUCCAGAGCCAGGUUUUUUGGCGACACCAAAGCGCUUAGGGGCACAGAUAGCACCCGAGCAGCCCUGAGGAGCUCUCUGGGCUUCACGCCCUGCUUCCAGGCACAUAAUUGCCCUUUACCCAAGCUUAAAAUCCAGCUCCCAGCCUGCCCGUGGCGAUCACACCCGCGCUGUGCAGCAGAGCCCCGCUCUCUCCGCACGUCACAGCGGCCGUCCUCCGACGUCGGCGCAGCAGCAGCAGCGCCGGCCCCGUGCGUGGCGCACCGAAUUCGGCCGGGCUGAGCUCCGAGCUCGUUACCAGCACAGCUCCCUCCCCUGCGGCCAAGGAAAGAUCAUUUGCAAAGCAAGGGGAAAAUAAAGCCUGCCGGGGCCUGAGCGUGGCCGGCCGAGUGACGACUGACGUCCAAAGCCCUGUGCUGCUGCUCCCCUGGCGGGCAGGAUUACGGGCACGGCUGGUUUUGCUGAUGCAGCGAGCGCAGGGCGGCCGCGCCGAUCUGUCCUGCUGAGGCCGGGCCAGCGGCUGUGAUGCCGCAGCAAGCAGCAUCCGAGGCUGGGAGGAUGCGGGGAUGCUCCUCACGGCCAGCAGCAAUUGCUGGGGAGCGAGGGUCCUGCCAGCUGGGAGCUUGGGGUGGGCUCCUGGGGGGCGCAGGGGGCGCCCUGGGGGUCCCCGUGCCCGCCCCCUCCUCUCCCUGCUCUGUGCUGUAGUCACUGAAUGGUGUCGGUUCCUCCAGCCCUAUCCUGGGGCAGGGAAAGGGGCUCAGCAGGGCAAGCCAGAGCUUCCUGGAGCCCUCCCCGUCCUUUGGGGCAGUUUUGGGGCAGGGCUCCGGGUCACCUGGGGCCGGAGCUGGCACCCCGGCCCUUGGGGAGAGGAGCUGGUGCCGAGGAAAGCUGCUGGGAGAGGGCUGAAACGAGCUUGGCAGGAGCGGCCACUGUGCAUCCGAAUGUCUCUGCUAAGCCAGGAUGGGUCACCCUGUGCAGGGGAUGGGGAGGGCAGAGCCUUCCCUGAGGGGAACGUGUCCCUUGGGGGAUGAGGAGAGCCUGGAAGGCCACAGCUAACCCCUUGUGCCCCCGCUCCAGCAGUAGCUGGGGGCUGGCGAGGUGUGCCGCUCGCUUCCACGAUGUCCUGCCGCUGCCCGGCCCCGCAGUGGCCUGCAUCCCCCAUCGCUGUCUUACGGGGUCUCACCUCCAUCCCCACCUCUGCCAGCAGGGCCAUCACCCCGGGUCCUGUCCCACGGGGAUCUCUCCUGCCCUCUGUCCUGCCCACAGGGCCGCGAGUACCCCGGGAGCCACUAGCAAGACUGCUGCAAGGAGCAAGCAAGGAAAGCAGCGGGCACAGAAGGGCCGCCGAAGACUCCAGGAGGUGGCGGGGACGUGCGGGUCCCCCGGGGCUCCUCCUUGCGUCCCCCAGCUCGCCACCGGGCGCCCCGUGACCACCGGGGAAGAUGCCGGGGCUGAUCAACCGCGGCACCCGGCGCCCGCUGCCGCUCACCGCCUCCGAGGUGACCUCGUGCGUCAGCGGCUACGCCUGCGGGAUGACGGCCUCGCUCACCUACCGCAACCCGGAGGCGCAGCCGUGUGAAGGGCUCUUUGUCUUCCCCCUGGAUGAGCACACAACCGUGGUCGGGUUCGAGGCGGCGGUGUGCCGGCGCGCCGUCACCGUGCAGAUCAAGGACAAGGCCAAGAUCGACGCCGCCUAUUUCGACGGCUGCGGCCACCCCGACGGACGAGCUCACGACAGGAGCGGAAGGAUUGUGAUGGACGAGGACUUGGAGAGAAUUGCAUUUGUGGCUAGCCUGGGCACAAUUCCUCCCCUGGAAAGCAUCUCCGUCUUCAUCAGCACCUCCUCGGAGCUGCAGACGCUGCCCAGCGGGGCCGUGAGGGUCCUCCUGCCAGCUGUGUGUGUCCCCAGGGUCCCACAGCCCAGCUCGGAGAGCACCAGCACCCUUCCUGGCCACCAGCUCCGGACAGCCAAGCCCUGCUGCGGAUCGGGGAGCCCGGAGCAGGGCAGCAGCUUCUGCCUGGCCCAGCUGCUGGAGAGCGAGGCCACCAACCCCUCCGAGUACGAGUUCAGCUUCCACCUGGAGAUCCGGGGGCCAUGCUUGCUGGCAGGCGUCGAGAGCCCCACGCACAAGAUCCGCGCGGACGCCGACCCCUCGGCUCGCUCGGCGAGGAGCAUCGUCAUCACGCUGGCCGACAAGCACACCUUCGACAGGCCCGUGGAGAUCCUGAUCCACCCCAGCGAGCCCCACAUGCCUCACGUCUUAAUGGAAGAAGGCGAUAUGACGCCCGCGGAGUACGAACGACACCUGAAGGGGAAGAACGAUUUCAUUAAAGGCACCAAGAAGGACCCCAGCGCCGAGAAAAAGACCGAGAUCAUCAGGAAGCGCCUGAACAAGGACAUCCCCCACCACCCUGUUGUCAUGCUGAACUUCUGCCCGGACCUGCGGACGGCCCAGGCGGACCUCCGCAAAGCCCCCGGCGAGUUUAUCUUCCUGGUUGACCGCAGUAGGAGCAUGGGCGGCGUGAGCAUCGACCGCGUCAAGGACGCCCUGUUGGUCCUCCUCAAGAGCCUGAUGCCCGCGUGCCUCUUCAACAUCGUUGGCUUCGGCUCCACUUUCAAGACGCUGUUCCCUGCCAGCAGGAGCUACUGCGAGGAGAGCCUGGCCGUCGCCUGCGAGAGCAUCAGGAGGAUCCGAGCUGACAUGGGCGGCACCAACAUCUUGUCGCCUCUGAAGUGGGUCGUGCGGCAGCCGAUCCCCAGGGGCCACCCCCGGCUGCUCUUCCUGCUGACGACGGGGGCCGUGGGCGACACGGGGAAGGUCCUCGAGCUGCUGAGGAACCACUCCUCCUCCACCAGGUGCUACAGCUUCGGCAUCGGGCCCAACGCCUGCAGGAGGCUGGUGCAGGGGCUGGCCGCCGUGUCCAGGGGCACUGCCGAGUUCCUGGCCGAGGGCGAGCGGCUGCAGCCCAAGAUGAUCAGGUCGCUGAAGAAGGCGAUGGCGCCGGUCCUGAGCGACGUGUCCAUGGAGUGGGUCUUUCCCGAAAGCACCGAGGUCUUGGUCUCCCCGGUGAGCACCAGCUGCCUCUUCCCUGGUGACCGCCUGGUUGGCUACGGCGUCGUCUGCGACACCUCGCUGUACCUCUCCACCCCCCGAUCGGACAAGAGGCGGCGGUACAGCAUGAUGCGCUCCCAGGAGUCGAGCAGCUCAGUUUUCUUGCACUCCCAGGAAGAGGGAGCCGGCACGGAGAGCUGGAGCUACCCGGAGGGGUGCUGCCCGGCCGAGCGUACCCCGGAUCAGCUGGCGGUGGGCAGGGAUCCCGGCGGAGAAUCGGACACGGACACCGGAACGGAUGCCAAGACGUCCUCCAGGAGACGGGCGUACAGUGCCAACCAGGUGGCCAACCACGAGCCCCUCCGGAAGGAGCCCACGGCCAGCGAUCCGGGCAGCGCCCUGCUGAGGAAUCCCCUGCGCAAAGCCCACCUGCAGGACCUGCAGCAGCUCAGCCCCGAGCCGUGCCCGGUGGAUUUCCAGCCCUUCGCCACCAGCCUGCGCUCCUCCACCACCAGGAUCCGUGGCGCGGGUGCCCGCCGGCCGUCCCUGCUGCACGGGAGCUGCGUGUCCUCCUGCCAGCGCCCCGAAUCCCCGCCAGCGCCCGAGGCUGCUGCUGGACGGGGCUUGGGGCAGCUGGAUGCCAGCGGCAGCCUGCGGUCCUCGUCCGACAGCCGAAGCCCCGGGGAGCCGGAAGGCACCCAGCAUCCGUCCUUCACGUUCGAGACGGAGACCUCCUCCGACUGGGAGCCCCAGGACUGGGAUUUCGGCGCCGCCCGGGGCUCCCCGUGCUCGCCCCGUGCCACCUGCAAGGCGGUGGUGAAGGGGCUGCGGGGCAGCGAGCCCGUGCAGUGGGAGGUCGCCUUUGACAUCCGCCCGCUCCUCCGAGAGCGGGGCAGCCAGGAGGAGGGCGACGAGGACCUGUGGAGCGAGACCUUCCACCACCUGGCAGCCAAGUCCGUCAUCCGGGACUUGGAGCAGCUUGCAGAGAGGGAGUGUGAAAUCGAGCACGGGUCAGGCCGGCGGUACCAGCUCAACGCUGUCCACACCAGCAAGGCCUGCAACGUCAUCAGCAAGUACACGGCAUUCGUGCCGGUGGACCUGAGCACCAGCACCUACCUGCCCCCCUGCGUCGCCUACACCCGCGCAGGGCAAGCGGCCAGGCAAGGCAGCCCGAGGAGCCUCAGCUCGGGACACAGGAGGCACCGCGGCUUUUCUGCGGCACGUCCCCUGUCACCCUGCGGCCAGGACGGAGAUGAUGGAUUUCAUGGCAUGGAUGCGGACGAGGCCGGGCCGUCACCCUGCAGCACCCCGCUCUCCUCCGGCUGCCGUCCCCCAGAAGCGCCGUUCCAGAGCCUGGCUGCCUCUUCUGCACAUUCCCCAAAACCCAUCGAGAGCCUCUUUGCCGCGAGGCUGACCCUCCACAAAACCAGGCUGCUGACUCGAGCUGCCAAAGGUUUCAUGAGCAAAUCUCCGGGCAGAACGAGCGAAGCCAGCUCGGAGAGUGACUGCGAGAGCAUUGACUACCUUCCUCUGGCGUCUCUGCAGCUGGCCUGCGGUGCCUUCCUCCUGAACUCGGCCUUCUGCGAGGCGCUCGGCAUCCCCAUGGAGAAGCUGAAGCGCACGUCGCCUUUCUCCUGCCACCGCCUGGCGCUCAGCCCCUCGAGCUCCAGCAGCGCCAGGAAGGCCGUGCCCGGCGGGGAGCACGCAAACCUCGGGCACGACGGGCAGCUCCUGGUCCCUGACGGCACGCGCGGAGCCGGCAGCCCCACCGAGGACACGGCCGGCCGCCCCCGCCACUUCUCGGGGAGCGCCGUGGAGAGCAUCUCCAAAGCCCUGCGAGCCGAGAGCGAGCUCUCCCCGCCGGCCAUCACCAUCCGCCGCUUCUCCUCCCCGGAGCAGCACGGCCCUGAGGUCCAGGCGCUGCUGGCCGACAUCGAGCUGCGGCGGCAGACGGAGCCCGAGGGGAUGCUGUGGGCCACGGCUGUGGCGCUGGCCUGGCUGGAGCACAGCUCGGCGUCCUACUUCGUCGAGUGGGAGCUGGUGGCGGCCAAGGCCAGCCUGUGGCUGCAGGAGCAGCGCUUCCCGCAGGGCUGCAGCCUGGCCGCGGUGAAGGCGGCGGCCCAGCAGCUCUUUGUCUUGCUCAGGCACUGGGAGGAGAACCUGGAGUUCAACCUGCUGUGCUACAACCCCAGCAGUGUGUAAGGAGCGGGGGGGGACAAGAAGAGAGGCUUGGGCAGCGGGACGGGGACCUGUCCUCAAGGGAGCGGCCGACGCUGGGCCUUAGGAGCUGAAGGCGCAGAGCGCGGCCCCCUCGGCACCCAGCGCCGAGCAGAAACACCCUGCGUGAAAACAGCAAAAGGAAACGUAAUUCCCUGCCAAAAGGCCCAAACGUCCCAUCCUCCUUUCCACGCAGGAGCCUGCUGCGCCCUCCUGGGGGGCUCUGCCCUCCCCAGCCGUGAGCGACACCCCCCUGUCUCCACUCCUUUUCUUCCCUGCUGCUGUGAGAACAUUUUCCAGCCCAAAGCUCGCUUGUUACUAGAAGUCAGUGGCGUUCCCGACUUCAGUACAGCUUCCAGGCAUUAUUUUUUAUUUAUUUAUUUAUUUUCUUUAGCUUUCUGCUGGAGAAAGGCCCUGGUUCUGUUUCAGCUGCACUGGUUUUGUCUGGGGGGCUUGGAAAAACCGAAGGAAACGCAGCUGAAUGACGGGCACACAGGUUUUGGCUCCUCCACUGAGCAGGGAUGGGUAGGAAGGGGAGUGUGAGAGGAAGAGAUGAAAACUGCAGCUGGAGAGUGUUGGAAAACAGCGGGAAAAUGUGGAAAUAUUGGCAAGGCUGUUCCCUUUGAGACAAAGCAUCUUCUCUUUUAAACCUCCCCGUGGGGGAAAGCCUCCUCUCAGUUCCCCAGCAGAACGCCGGGAGCCAGGAGGGGCUUUGCAGGAAACCUUUUGCUUUUUCUGACCGGAGCUGGUGGAGAUGGGGAUCUUCAUGGCUCUGUUAGCACUGGGGUUGUUGCCAGUCCCAAAGCAACGAGUCCCAGCUCCAGUCCAAUUCUUGCUCCAAAAAAGCAUCAGGGAGAGCUGCCACUUGGCUGUUUUGGUGCCAAACAGCCUGGUUUGCGGCGUGCUGUAGCUCGUGAGCAAAACCUACCUCUUGUUCCCUGCCUUUCCCUGCCCACUACCCCACCUCUGCUCCUCAGGACUUCCCCAGCAGGGUUUUUCCCCGGGCACAGCAUCCCAAGCCCUGCCCGCCUCACCGCUUGCUGGCUUUCCGACCUCCUGCUUCUCCCCACAGACCCAGAAUCUCCCCUGGAGGCUGCCUCAGUGCUCUGCUCACCCGCAGCCACUGGCAAAACGAGCUUCUGCUCCAACACGGGGGCUGCUGAAGCCAGCAGCUCCCCUGUGCCGGGUUUGGGCCGGGCGCUCAGGGCGUUGGCACAGCCCUCCCUGCAUCCUCUUUUUGGGGAGAGGGGCCGAAAGGGGCCGGUGCUGCUCUCACCGCUGCCCUCGCUUCUCCAGCAUCCCACGAAGAGCCUCUCGAUGCUGGAGGAUGCUCCAGGACAGUUCACGCCAGGGCACCAAGGCUUCAGCGGGCGAGCAUCCUUCGGCGCCUUGCCUUUUCCCCUCGGUGUGCAGCAGCCUCGCCGUGUUGCAGCAGGUUCCUGGUGUCCGUGUGUGUCCGUCCGCGGGGGUCCCCGAGCGUCCCUGCUCUUUGUCGCCUCGUCGGGGUCCCCAGCUCCGCCAGGGGCUCCUCGGCGCCGUCGUGUUCUCUGUUGUCGUUGUCCUGGUAAAUCAGAGCCUGCUUGAUUUGUCCACCGUGGGUACGCUGUUUCGGGGUCUCUGUCCGCAGUGUGGUGUGAGUUGUGUAGGAAAAA
Cygnus olor (mute swan) is the source of this 9737-nucleotide messenger RNA. RefSeq names its product von Willebrand factor A domain containing 5B1 (gene VWA5B1). NCBI's taxonomy places the organism in Eukaryota, Metazoa, Chordata, Aves, Anseriformes, Anatidae. The record is from RefSeq and is a predicted model, not a curated record.